Ficedula albicollis (Collared flycatcher) is the source of this 6264-nucleotide messenger RNA. RefSeq names its product WW domain binding protein 4 (gene WBP4). Gene Ontology annotation, molecular function: RNA binding; protein binding; zinc ion binding. Gene Ontology annotation, cellular component: nucleus; precatalytic spliceosome. Gene Ontology annotation, biological process: mRNA splicing, via spliceosome. NCBI's taxonomy places the organism in Eukaryota, Metazoa, Chordata, Aves, Passeriformes, Muscicapidae. The transcript is spliced from 10 exons. The record is from RefSeq and is a predicted model, not a curated record. Bases 1 to 1416 code for a protein of 471 amino acids.
AUGGGGCCCGUGGCCCUCACCCUGCACCCCCCUCUCUACCCUUCCUCACCCCUGCUCUCUCUCCCCGUCCCUCUCCUUGCACUCCCCCGCACUCCUGCCGCCCCUCUCUCCGUCCCCCUGAUCUCCCUCUCCCCCACCUGGCGGCCUCCUUUGCCGCCUUUGGUUUUGGGCGAGGCUAUAUAUGAAAACUUAUGGCUUUGGUUAUUGUUUCAGAUUAUACAUCUUUUUUUUUCUUUCCCCAGGGCCGAUUACUGGAAAUCUCAGCCUAAAAAAUUCUGCGAUUACUGCAAGUGCUGGAUAGCAGACAACAGACCUAGCAUUGAUUUUCAUGAAAGAGGAAAGAAUCAUAAAGAAAAUGUGGCAAAGAGAAUUAGUGAGAUUAGGAAGAAAAGCUUGGAAAAAGCAAAAGAAGAAGAAAACAUGUCAAAAGAAUUUGCAGCGAUGGAGGAGGCUGCAAUGAAAGCAUAUCAAGAAGAUAUGAAAAGGCUUGGAAUUAAGCCAGAUGAUGUAGGUUCCAGUUCAGCACAGAGUAAAAUGCAGAGUAACACAGUGGAAACUAAAGCAAAGAAAGAAAAGAAAGAGAAGAAGGAAAAGAAAGAAAAGAAAAAAAAGACACCUCAGGACGCCUCAAUGCCACCAAAACUUGAAACGAAGGAGUGGGUGCAAGGAUUAUCUCCCGAAGGCUAUACAUACUACUACAACACAAAAACUGGAGAAUCACAGUGGGAGAAACCUAAAGGAUUCCAAGGCAACUCUCAAAACUCACAAACGGGAGCAGAGUGGGUGGAAGGUGUCACUGAAGAUGGUCAUACCUAUUACUAUAACACACAAACUGGAGUAUCCACAUGGGAGAAACCUGAUGGUUUUGUUUCAUCUUCGAAUGAGAAGGGUCAGCAUGACAAGGCUGCAGAAACAACAUCUGACUCAGACUCAGAAGACAGUGAGAAUGAAGUGGAGAAUUCAGAAACAAACUUCAAGAGGAAAGGAGAUAAUGACGAAGAAUCAGUGGAAGGGAAAAAAUCUCCUAAAGCUAAAAAGUUAAGCCCUUAUGGGAAAUGGCGAGAAGUGAAGUCAGAAGAAACGGUGGAUAAAGAGGAGAGUACAUCAGCUUCCCAAGAAAUCUCUAGUGAUGAGUCUAAUAAGACCAACCCUUAUGGAAAAUGGAAAGCACUUAAAGAAGUAGGGGAAGAACAAGAAGAAGAAGCAGGUGAAAAAGUGGACCUGGAGCUUCCAAAUACAGAGAAUGACAAUGUAGCACCCCCAGUGCUAGAGGAUCCUGAAGAGGAAACAGUCAUAUUUAAAGAGAAGACAGUCACAUCCCUUGGAGACCUGACAGAAGGGAUGCCAACAUUUAAGAAGAGGAAAUUUGAAAAUGGAAAAUCUAGAAACUUAAGACAAAGACUAAGUGAUCAGUAAUACUUAACAAAUCAUUUUAGAUUCUGUUUAAGCUAGAGUGAAUCAAAAGUUUAAUAUUUUAAACAGGCUUUUAUAAAGAAAAUAUUGGAUAGAAGUUAAGGAUUUAUAGGUAUUAAAACAGACACGAGUUUAAUUUUUUUUAUUUUAUUUUGAUGUGAUUGGUUUUGGAAUAGAAGUUUGUGUUAAGUUUCUUAUGCAAUAUUGUAAAUACAUGUAUUCUUUAUUUUAACCAUGCCAUCCAAGUUCUAUUUGCUCUGUGUAUGCUAUUUUAGAUAGAUUUCAUAAGGUUUUUUACUCCUUUUCUAAAUAUGUAAGAAUGUAGUAAUCCUUAAUCUAACAAAAAUGAUGCAGACCAUUUAUUUUUAUAGAGGAACUGGAUCAAUAGAAUACACUAGAGAGUAAAAUCAUCCCCCAAGAUUGUUUAUGUGGUGUAGUUUCUCCACUAAUGAGUAAAAUAUUGUGCUUACUAACCUUCAUCUGAUCACUUGCAAAAGAGUGGGUGGUGAGACUGCCAACAUUUUAAACUGAUCAUUUAGAAGCUGUUUUUAGAAGAGUUAGUCACAUCAGUGCCACCCAUUCCAAAUGAUGUUCUGAAAAAUUUAUUUGUGUAUCUGCAUGGUAAAUGUAUUAAACCACUGCAGAAGUUUUGACUCUGCUGAAUCCUAACUUGUAGUAACAGCACCAGAGCCACCCCUGUUGGAGUAGACAUUUUUGUGAUGUCUUCCUGUCUCCUGCUUUAUUGUUGUCUAAUUGAAUUUUUCCUUCCUUUUAUUUAUCAAGUUUUCUUUUUUUAGUCUUGCUUUCUUUUUGUGUCUUUCCUAGCCAAAAAAACACUUUCCUGAUCUUUUAGUGAAAAAAUACUCUAGAGACUUGGCCCUGCUACAGCAUACAGGACCAUUUCUGAGGUGGUUGUGUUUUUUCUGUUGGUAAGAAGUGUGUGUUUUUAUGGUUUUAGUGUUUGAUAAGCUGAGAGGGUCUAAGUGUGUUGAAGCUUCAUCAUUCUCAGUACCAUAGGGCAGGAAACCAAAAGAUCAGCAGAGCUUAUGGCUGUAGAGUCUAAGAUGACUUGGAUAAUUUCUUAAGGAUUGUAGAUUGGAUUUCUUCGCUUGGUGAGAUUGGUCUGCAUUUAGCAUAACCAGAAUUCAUUGUCUGUGUCAGAAUAUAGCUGCACUCAUUGCUUCUCUAGCCAUCAAACAGUGACCCAUAAAGGUCCAAAUAAUGAAUCUGUUAAAAACUAUAUCUCUAUUCUUAAAGCUCAAGGUGUUUUAUUUAGGAGAGUCUCAGUCAUAAAAAAAGGCAUGCAGCUCAGGCUGUUGUCAAGAAUCUAGCAAAAUAGAGUUGGUAACUGCUGAGCUUGAAUUUCUUUGAGAAAACAACUAUUAAUCUGUUGUAUCAAUUGAGAAAGGAGUGCAAGACAGGGAACCUGGUUUAUUGUUUUGGUUUGGUUGUAUUGGUUUAUUACAAUGGAAGUUGAAGUUCUUUUUUCUAUUCUGUGACUUCUACUGUAUGUUUAGAAGAGAACUAAUUAUUGUAUUUAACCCCAUGUGUUUUCUUGGCUUCCUCAGGGUUGGUGCAUUUUGUCUGACGUUUGUUCUGAUAAAUUUGAAAGUUUGCUCUAAUACCUGACCCUGGAUUAUCAUUUAGAGAUGCAGGACACAUGGAAGAUGCUUCCAAGUCUGAGAUGCAGGAAUGUACAGCAUGUAUUCCAAGGAGUACAUGCUCUAACUUGAAGUUUCCUUGUGUUUGUGGCCAGUUUACUCUUCCAGUUUACACAAGUCCUGCCCUUGAGCUAAGUAGCUUUCCUUCAUCUUGAAUCCAUCACAUCUUCUCUCUUUGAAAUCACUAACAGCAUCCUUGUGUGACAGGAUCUUCAGUGUACCACCAGUACUUCUCUUCACCAGGCUGAGUCUGCCUGGACUACAUUUGGGUUUCCCUGGGCUAGUUCACCUCGAUUAAGGCCAUGCAUGAUGUCACCAAUACUUCUUUAGCAUAUUGGGAGUAACUCUUGAUACAUCCCUAAACGUCAUUUACUUUUCACAUGACCCCACACGCUGUCUGCCAUGGGCACCAUUACCAGUGACUUAUCACUACUUCUGAUUCUCUCUGCUCCUUUGCUUUGGCCAGCUGCUCAGUUACCCACUGGUCAAGCUUUCCUUUCAAGCACAAUUACUUUUUUCCUUAGACAUUUUUUGUACUACUGUACUCAUCAUCCUUUUGUUACUCCAAGUCUAAAGUAUAUGCAUUUCAUUAUGAUUUCUGAAAAGUUUUGGUGUAUUAGUAUUUAUUAGUUUUAUUGAAUAGUAUAGUGUUUUCUUGUAGGCUCCACUUUUAAUAUCCUCUGAGGAGGGUAGCUUUCCUCUUUUAGUGAGGUUCCCAAAACAUUAGCAUCUUUCCUUUAAAAUGUUUUGUUGCUUUGAAGUAGUCACAGGCAGCGAUUUAAGAUACCUGUAACUAAAUCUCUUGAGCAGAUGUUUAAAGACAUCUGAAAAUGAGUGUUCAAAACCUGUUUCCUUGUGGAGCUGCUGUUGAUUGUAAUAUGAGCCAAAGGUCUUUGUAUUGUGUUAGACAAACCAGAACAUUAGAAAAAAAGAUUAAAAGUUUUCUUUGCUCACAGCUAGUAAAGUUAGUUUAAAUACCAUACAUGUGAUUUUAGACUUUUAGAGCCUGCAUUUCACAAAGAAAUACAGCACUUUGCUCUCCACUACCUCUGAAAGUCAGAGACCAGUUAAUUCUUUGAUCUUAAGUGUAAAUUAUAUAAAGGGCCAGUUGAAUGAAUUUUAAUAUAUUCUAAGCCAUUGUUUAAUUUUGCAUCGUGCUCUCAUUCAAUUUCCUUGUGUGUAUCUAAACCAAAUAUUUUCUGCUCUACACAAAAAUAGUCUUGUGUGAGAUUUAAGGCAGACGUUGCUUUUCCAGGACAUCUGUUCUGCACAGAUCUCCCUCCCUUCUGUCCUAUCUCCCUGCAAACUCUUCUGCUUUUGAAAUUUCUUAUAGGAACCCUCUAGGUAUUGCCACAGUUAUGCUCCUCAUCUGCUAACCCUUCUUUGGGCUGUGCUGGCUUUUGACAAAGGAAUGUUCCUUUUACUGUUUCAGCCAAGCAUUGCCUUUUCUGGCCAAUCUAUUUUCUGUCAGACAGAGUGCUUUUAUCUGCUUGCCUGUUUUUAUUGCAAGCUCCUUGAGUGAGGACUACACCCUUGGUUUUAUAUGAUGUCAUAGAUAUUAUGAGUAAUAUGAGGAGAGCCAGAGAGCAAGGGGGAGUCAUUGCAGUUUCUGAUGGUGAUUUCUUCUGUGUGGUUUUGAGCCAGUCAGUUCACUGUUUUGUAUUUUUCUUCCCUUGCUUCAUGUUUUCAUCCAACUUGUCUGCUUAGAAAGGCAGCUUCACAGCAUAAGACUUGUGUGUGUUUUUACAGCAGGGCCUGCCUGAAGUUGGUGAUGCUUUUAGAAGCAAAUAUAUUGCAUAUACAGAAAAAAGAAAAAUUAUUUUUUUGGGCAUUUGCUAUGCCAGGAGCUGUGCAGAGACUGCUCAAUUUUACCCAUAGAAUAAUCCUUGUUCCUAUUUAGGCUAAAAUACCUUUUAAUCCUUCACGUGAGGAUUUGUAGAUUGAAAUCCACACUUUCGUAAUAAUAUAAAGUUUUGUUUGACCCUCAUAGAUAAUAUCUGUGCCUGCAGCAUCAUCCAGUUCCAAUAUUCAGUUUUAGAAGUGUGAGAGCUGGUCAUGAUGUGGGUCUGAGCUAAAUUCACUAACUUGUGUAUGUAUAAAAAUAUUUUUUCUUUUUCUUUUUUCUUCCCUGAAAGAAAUUUUAUUUCAGAGCAAAUUUUGGCAUCUCAGAAAGGGAGUAAAAAACAAUUUCAUGCUGCUUGGUUUCUUUGAUUAGUUUUUUGAGUGGUGUCUCCCCUUUUUUAGUACUUUUCGUAUUAUUGCUGUCUUCCUCGAAUUGUCUUCCUCCAGUAUUCCCAGAUAUGCAAAUCUCUAUCACCGCUGUGCCAUGUUUCUGGUGUCCUCCUUCACCUUCUCCCCUGCUCUGCUGAGAUUCCAGAAAGCUUCAUGUUCUUCUGUAGCCACUGUGUGUCCAGGCUUCUGCUGCCUGUGUGCACUGUGCCCUGAAGAACCCUGUCUGUUUUCCAGCAGCACACAAGCUAUUUCAUGACUUGACUACACGUGCUGUUUUGAUUUCCUUGGUAAUUCCUUUUCUCAAGACAGAUUCCAUUCCAUUCCUCCUACAGGGUUUGCAGCCCUUAGAUCUUUUUGCUUAUUGGUACAAAAGCUGUCUCUAUACCUCCUUCUGUCAGCUGUGGCAGCCCUUGGGUUCUGUUUUGUCAGCCAGAUCUCUUUAGUCUCUCUUCUAUCUACCUCUUAGGUGCCCCUAUCUUCUACCUGCUAAAUUAUUUAACUUAGAAUUUGUGUUAACCCUUUGUGUGAUUAACAGGUUUAGCUUUGUGAAAUGUUUCAGGAUAGAACUUGAGUAAAAGUUUCCAUAUAAAACAAAAAGUUUUGCAAAUUAUCAUCUCAAAAAGCUAAAUUUGCCCAAGAGGAUUCCCAGAGAGCCAGAUUCAGAUUCCUGGAGAAUUUGGGGAAUCCCCAGGAUUCUCAAAAGCAGAUUUGAUUUUACCUGUAAUACCGUAAACAGCCUGUGUCAAAAACCAGCAGACAGUGUUGAACAGACCAUGGGCUGGAGACAGUGGAUUUUAAUGGCUUGCUUGGGGUGAUUGAAAAGUGUUUGUUUUAGUUUAUAAGUAAUGUCUGCAAAGUUAAACAGCUGGUUUCUCUUCUCAGUUGCAAUUACAAAAUAUUGCAAGCUCUUGGAGUGGAAUUUAUAUGAAAAUACUGAAUAAAGCUUUUAUUUGACCAA